AUGGGUGGCUUCAAUCUUGAGGUGUUCGAUGCAAAAGAGCCAACUCGUUCAAUCAUCACUCUUGAUAAUCUGACUGGAGAUGAGACUGUACUGGCUAUCAAGAAGAGAAUAGCUCAGAAAAAACUCGCGUUGACCGUCGAACGGCAGUCUUUGCGUGUUGAACCAAAAGGUAAAGCAGUCGCCGACGAGAAACGAAUCAGUGAACUCGGUUUGGCCGCUCAAAAUGCGCAACUCUUUGUCAGAGAUCUCGGGCCACAAGUCCCCUGGAAGACGGUACGCCUGUUCAGCCAUCUGCCAUUUAAUUUUUUUAUACUUUUCAGGAACAAUAGCCCAUAA
This is a messenger RNA of Cooperia oncophora, 336 nucleotides long. NCBI's taxonomy places the organism in Eukaryota, Metazoa, Nematoda, Chromadorea, Rhabditida, Trichostrongylidae. The record is from the annotation of a GenBank genome assembly.